Drosophila bipectinata is the source of this 960-nucleotide messenger RNA. Its product is annotated as spidroin-1-like. The record is from RefSeq and is a predicted model, not a curated record. NCBI's taxonomy places the organism in Eukaryota, Metazoa, Arthropoda, Insecta, Diptera, Drosophilidae.
AUGAAGGCGCUACAUAAGUGGAGACGUGGGAGAUGGUCGGCCUAUUCGAAAUCAACACGCAGCCGCAACAAUGCCAUCAAGCGCAUCCAUAAUUAUUUCUUCCGACGACAGCGACAUCGAGAUAGUCGGCGAUCCUUCAUGGAACGCCAAGAAGACAAGGUCGGAGUGGAUGGUCCGGCGGGCAGCAGGAGGAGGAGGAUGCAUCCCGGUCGGGUCCUUCGAGGUGGAGCGGCGGCGCAGGAGCGAGGAGCUGGUCCUGCACCUGCGAGCGGAGUGGGACAGUCGGCGGCUGUCCCUGAUGAAGUCGACGGAAAACAUGGCGAGGGCCCGCGUCAAGGUGAUUGCCCAAAUGCGAAGGAGGAACACGAAGGAGGCCAGGCAGCGGCGCAUCGAUGGACGCAUGAGGGCAAUGGUCAAGGCGAGAGCGAAAACGGCACGGCAGCGGCGGAUCCGGAAAUUAGUGGAGACUGCGAGGAGGAGGGCUGCCGCCGGCAGGGAGCGGCAGGCAGCGAAGUGGAAGGCGAAGAUACCGCCGACGCCACGCCCAAGGGCGGAAAGACCGGAGGAGAAGCCAUGCAGAGCGGCCCCGAGCCAGAAGAGGGUCCGGCAGGCGACGCCGUGGCCUGCGGUGCCCCCUACCCCACGGCCGCAACAGGAGCGGAGAGAGGAGCAACCAUGGGAGAAGGGGCCAUGGGUGUGGCCGGAGCCGCGGAGGCCUGCGCUGGGCCGGCAGACAUCGUGCCCAGAAAAACGGCCGGCAAGGCCGGUGCUGGAGCGGCAGGCAUCGGUCGGAGGCGGGCGAGAUGUGCCGGAGGAAAAUUGGCCGCCGGAGCUUGCCGCAAGGGUGAAGGCGGAGAUAACCAAACGGCGAGGCAAACCCGGAAGGUGGUGCAUCCUGGCACAGGUGGGUGCCACAUGCUUCCGGGUGCGAGGAGGCGGCAGAGGAGUAAGGGUAGUUAG